UAACAGACGACUGUCGAAGCUUACGUUCCCCCUGAAAACAACGGUCGAUGAUCGACGGAGCAGAAAAUUCAAAGUAUCGUGUAGAGGAAGGUUGAUCGCCCGGUAAUUUAGCGAUCAAGCGCCGCCGGGACAGCGAAAAAAGCCUCUCGAGAUAAAUGAAUCAUAGGCGAGGAGUUAUAUACGUCGAGGAGGAAAAAAACAAAGCCCGCCGGCAUGGCCAGGUUUUUAUUGUCCCGGCCGGUGGACUGCGCCGGCUCAUCCUCGGACUCGUGUACUCUGCCGAGAACGAAAAUCGUCAUCGUCGGCAGCGGACCCGUAGGUGUGGCCGUCGCCGUCGGGCUUUUGUUUAAGAGGCUAGCCGCGGAGCUGAUCCUCAUGGACGAGAACCCGGAGAUGGCGAGAGCGGAAGCCGAGGACAUCGCCGCCGCGGCCGUCUUCCUCGGCAGCCCGAAAAUCCGCGCCAGCACAGAUUACAGCGAGGCGAGGGACGCGACGCUCUGCGUUAUCGCGGCGGGCCGACAGCAGCGGGACGAGGCCGACGCCGAGGCCGUGCUCCAGCAGAACGCUCUGCUCCUCAAGGAGCUCGUGCCGAGCCUGACCAAGUACGCGCCCAACAGCGUCCUCCUGGUGGUCAGCGAGCCAGUGGACGUGCUGUCGCACUUGGCGAUGAAGCUGUCGGGUUUCCCGUCGCAGCGAGUCCUCGGCCUCGGCACGCUCCUCGACAACUGCCGUCUGCAGCACGAGCUGGCCAAGGAGCUGGGCGUUAACCAGGCGGCCGUGCACUCGAUGGUCAUCGCCGAGAGCGGGCCUACUUCCGUACCAAUAUGGUCGGCCGCCUCGGUAAUGGGCAUGAAGCUCAAGGAUAUCGACAAGGACAUCGGCGAUCCGGAGGGCUUCGCCGCGGCUCUGCAUGCCAAGGUCGUGAAUUGUAACCGAGAGCUGAUAAGGCGCAAGGGUCAGCACUGCUGGGCCGCCGCGCUCUGCACCUGCGAAAUCAUCGACGCCAUUGUCCGCAACACUUGCGCCUGCCUCACCGUCUCGACGUUCGUCAAGGGCUGUCGUCACGGGCUGGAGAAGGACGUGUUCGCGUCGCUGCCGUGUGUGCUGGGCCGAGGCGGAGUCCUCGCCUACAUGCGACAUCUGUACACGCCGGAAGAGCAGGAGCUGACGAGCCGAUCCUGCCGGCGCAUCUACGAAGCCCAGAAGUCCGUCCUCGGAAGACUCGAGGAGUAGCCGUGUGUAGCAGUAACGAUGUAUAUAGUAACCCGAGGCGAGGGACUUGCCCUGCGGCGCGUGCCCGCUGCUGAAAAAAUAAAGAGGAACCGCGCGUCGACA
Nasonia vitripennis (jewel wasp) is the source of this 1335-nucleotide messenger RNA. Its product is annotated as L-lactate dehydrogenase-like. NCBI's taxonomy places the organism in Eukaryota, Metazoa, Arthropoda, Insecta, Hymenoptera, Pteromalidae. The transcript has 7 exons. Gene Ontology annotation, biological process: carboxylic acid metabolic process. The coding region runs from base 214 to 1233 and encodes 339 amino acids. Gene Ontology annotation, molecular function: oxidoreductase activity, acting on the CH-OH group of donors, NAD or NADP as acceptor. The record is from RefSeq and is a predicted model, not a curated record.